GGUGGCUGCUCCAGCGGGGGAGGUGGGAAGUGCCAAAGGCGGCGGUACCCCCUUCCCGCCCCCCCCCCUCCGCCGCAGCACAUGGGAAGCAAAAGUUUUCCUCCUCCUGCUGCUCCUGUUCGGUGCCCUCCGCCGGCUGCCCUCUCCCCGCAGCCCCCCGGGCCGCCCCCCGGGCCGAGUAUGCGGCUGCUCCGCUCGGACACCGAUGUUCCGAUGGACAGCGAGGAGUAGAGCCCGGCAGGAGCCUCUCCAGGGCUGGGAGAGAGCGAAGGCGAGCCUGCAAUCGUAUCUUCCGGAGGGAUCUGAGAGUUUGCGGAGGAAAGGGGCUGUUGGGCGGAAAGAAUCAGAUGCUCUAGCAUCGCCGGCGAGGCAGCGCUGCAUCGCUGCGCUCCGGCCCCGCCAUGGGCACCGGGAUGUGCUCGAGGAGGCAGAAGGGGCUGCUGCAGACCGCCUUCUGCCUGGCCACCGUGGCCUGCCUGACCUCCGGAGUUUUCCUCUACAACCACUUGCAGCAGAAGGUGCGGAACGCCGAAGCGCUGUCGCAGAAAUACAAACAGCAGCAGGAAGCACUGUCAGCCCAGCUCCAAGUGGUGUACGAGCACCGGUCCCGGCUGGAGCGAUCCCUGCAGAAGGAGCGAGGGGAGCACAAGAAGACAAAGGAAGAUUUUUUAGUGUACAAGUUAGAAGCUCAGGAAGCUCUCAACAAGGAGAAGCAAGACUCCAUGAACAGAUACGGAGCCCUCAGUUCCCAGCACAAGAUCCUGAAGAACCAGCACGACGAUGUCAAGAAGCAGCUGCUGGACCUGCAGCUGCAGCACAACAGCCUGAAACUGGAGCACCGUAAGAGCCUGGAGACCCACAGCCAGAAAUUCACCCAGCUGCAGCAGGAGAAGGACAGCGAGGUCACCAACCUGCAGGAUACUGUGUUUAAACUCAGAGAAGAGAGCAAGCUCCUCAGGAAGGCUCACCAGGAGGUUCACUCCCAGCUCCUCAAUGCCCAGGCCCAGAUGGAAGAGUUCAGGCAGCUCAAGGAAGCUCUCCAGAAGAUGCCAGGCUUGAGAGGAGGAGGAGGAGCUGGGAAGGGGCAGCAGCCCCUGGUGCCAGCCAGCAGCCAGCUGCAGCUGGGGAGACAGAAGUCUUUCCAGGCCAGCCAAGAGAACCAUCCCACGCUGCCCUCAGCGGUGCCCAGUGCUCAGCAGCUGGCAGGACAGGGAUCUUCCAGACAUGAUGGCCCCAGGCCACAGCCACAUGUGCCCUUCAGUCAGCCAGCCCCAGCACAGGGUGCCAAUUCACUGCCAGAGGCCGUGCCAGCCUGGCCAGUGCGGCUUGGGGACAGCCAUGUGGUCAGGUUCACCCGCACCAUGAACAGCUUGCCCAACGGGAACCCAGAUGUGAAGAUGGUGAUGCGCAUCCAGGUGCGAAGCCAUGAGGAAAGCCAGGCUCCUGGGCUGUCCCUGGCUGAUCCAGGACGACCCUCUCCAGCAGAAAAGCCUCCAGUACCAGAUAACCACCACUCAGCAGGGAUCAGACAGGUGCAAAUGCAAAGCUGGAAGGACCUCGUUAGCAAGGUGAACGUCCAGAUGGACGAGGAACAAGUGCAUGGGUAUCCCAAGGACCUUCAGUUUGCCCCCAAGGCUGGGCAGAAGGUACAGAGAGGCAGCCCCCAGCCCCCCAGCCUGAGGAGAGGGGCAGAGCAGGCAGCAGAGGAGAGGGUGGAUGAGGAGGAGCUGGAAAUGGAUGCAGGAGUGAUCAACAGGGAGGAGAACAUGCACUCACAGAAAGAGGCCGUGGUCCAGGAGCCCAUGAUGCCAGUUGAUGCUGCAGAUCCUGCCCAGGACCCCAAUAACCAAGGUGAGGAUGAGUUUGAGGAGGCUGAGCUGGAGAGACCUGACUUUGAAGAGAAGAUAGGAGGCUCAGAGAAGUUUAAGGAGCCCAGCAUUAAAGAAGAGUCAAAGGAGAAAUCGCCAAAGGAUGCUGCCAGACCUCCCAAGCCCAAGGAAGACCCACUGGAGGACUACCAAGAAGAUCAGGAGCAAGAAAUUGAGGAUCAUGGAGGGGAGGUGGAUGACACAGAUGACCUGGAGCUUGUCCAAGAGCGGAAGGACCGUGGGUGAAUGCAGGGAGCUGGUGGCAAGAAGGAUGACUACUUCUGAGAGCUGCUUCAGAAAAAUGGGAUACUCCAGGAAUAAGGGGAUGGGAACUCCUCCUGGGAACUGGCCCCUGAAUGAAACACUGCCCAGAACAAAGGCAGGAGGAGGAAACUCUAUGCAUGCCCUUGCAGGGGGUUUUCAGAGGAUAAUUCCAUGUCGGUGUGGGGCCACUGCUGCCUCCCAAGGCGAUUCUCAGACUGGGAAUGAUCUUACCCUGCUGCUUUUCUUAGAAGCACUCUUUGACUUACUGUGUUCUUUGCCUUCUUGUUUUUCACAUCCCCUUUCGAAGCUGGAGAGGGGUCUUUUGGUUGGUUUUGGGGGAUAUUUUUUACCCCCCUGGGCAGUGGAGGGAUGCCUGAGCUAGUCCCUGGACUCACUCAACUGAUCUCUAAUACAAAGGAAUCUAUCUUCAUAAAUUAUUUUGCUCACUAGUGUUUCUUUAACACACCCUUUGCUUCCCUCUUAGUAGGGUGGGGAGGGAAUCGGAGGAAAUUUCCUGUUCUUUGUCUGGAGCUGUGCAAGAGCACACACCAUGGCCAGCAGUGGGAGUGUGUGUGUGGAUGUGAACACCUGCAGCCCCUUUCUGGUGCAGAGGCCCUCCAGAGACUCGGAGCAGAUCCUUGGCGAGUUCUCCUUGCUUUGCCUUUGAGCUGGGACAGUCUUGCUGGGCUCAGAGUGUCCCCAUGGAAUGUAGUGCAUCUUCCCUAACCUUGUUGCUGGAGGUGAGGGCCGGUCUGAGCUGAGAGAGGCUCUUCCCCAUGGGGAUGGGGACAGCCACACCAAGAAAUGGGAAAGAAGGAAUAUUUGCAGCCCAGCUAAUACAGUUCCAACUGCAAUAAGUUUGGCUUAUUUCCAGUCUCCCAACAUUUGACAGGGACCUAAGGUAAAUUUUGCUUCUAGACAGGUUUUAAUCAGCAAGCUGGGUAUUGUUGAUACAGUAGAUUCAAUCCUGUGGUACUUCAUUUGGCCUCCGAAAGACAUCCUACCUGACCUCAGGGACAAAGAAGGAACCUUCAGCUGGAAUCCCUGGAAUUUAAAAUGAAAAGGAGAAUGGGCCUAAUCACGAUAUCUCAAAGUCAGAGAUGGGCAGAGCUGUCCCACUCACUGCCCUGUGUCAGAGCCGUGUGCCUGAGCUGUCUCCUUCUUCCUCAUCACCAUGUUGGAAAUCCCAGACUCCAGGACCUCAGUCAUCAAACACAGCUUGUGGCUGAAUGUCAUCACCUGGUAAAAAUUCAGAGGAAUUUUGUUCUCUAUUUGAAUUAGCUGAGCUCUUUUAAUCCCCUGUUUCUGGCAUAUUUUGAAAGCACUUUUAGAUACUGCAGAAAACAAUAUUUCCUGACAAGCUCAGCGUUUUUCAUUCUGACAGCAUUGAUUAUUUUUUCUUCCACUGCUUGGAAAUUACAUUUCAUAGGACUUUUUUGUUCUUCGUUUUGAUUCUGCUUGUGUUUCUUAUCAGUACAAUCAGCUGUGCAAGUCCAACUUUGGUGUAAAGUAUAGAAUAAGGAAAGGGAAAAUUUUAGGAAAUUAUCCUUUAGCCAAGUGCCAGAGCCCAGUAAGGAGCUCACUACAGAACUCUAGUGGGGUUUAAGAUAUCCAAAAUGCCCUGAGAUGGUUAAAGCUGCAUUGGUGCUUUCUCUUGCCAGCCCUGCUGUGAUGCAAGGCCCCUCCUCUAUGAAUAGCACACUCACAGCAGAUCAGCUGAGGCUGCAGUUGCUGCUUCAGAGCAUCCUGAUCAAAACUGCCUUCCAUUCCCAGGUCAGAGCAGCAUCCCUGACCACCCAGCCCAUGGCCCCAGUGCCAAAGCUCCGUGUCCAAGCUGCCCCAGCUGUGUUCAACACAGCUCUCCCUGCCUGCUCCACUUCCUGCUCUCCCUUAGCCUGGCACUGUCAGGUUCACUGGAAGCGCAUCAAACACUGGAAAUAGAAGCCCAGUGGGGGUGAGGCUGCUCACUGAUUCAGGCUGCAGGAUAAUCUAAAUAAGGAGGCAGAUUCUCUGUGUUUGCCUGUCUAGGCUGAGUAAUCCUCAAAGUUAUGACUUGGAGGGAACUGAAGCAACUCAGGCCUGAAUGCAAUGCUCCCAGCUUGGAGGAUGCUUUAGGAACCAUAUGUCAUGUGCUGCCCUCAGCUGAGAGCAAACAUCUCUGCCCUGGGGAUUGUCUGCCCUGGCCAUAUCUGAGACUAAAAUUAGCAGAGUGUUACAUAAAUUGUGAGCUGUAGAUUGUCAGUGCUUCCUUGCCUGGCCCAGAGUGAGUGUUAAUACUCAUUCAAUAUUUCCUCUAAGAAGAUACAAUAAACCCAGUGAGGAGAAGCAGAAAAGCCAGAACCCCAUGGUGCUGGGUCUGUCUGGAGGCCUGUAAAGCAAUCUGGGAUGCUGCUGGGGGUUCACAGUUUAGAGCAGAUUACAGGGUUUGGCCUGAGCAGCAGAAUGCUGAAGCAAUGGGUUUUACUGCAGAGUGAAGCACAGAACAAGGUCUUAGGAAACAGAUGGAUUGCUAGGAGAACAAAUAAUGACACACAAGAUUCACAGGGAGCAUUCAUGGGCGGGCUGACCAAGCCAAAGCAUGUGGGUCUGCUUGGCUCCGGCAUAAAUAAUUGGGUUUUUGCUCAGACACAGUGCAAGGCCAUAAAAAGGUGUAGUUAACCUCUAGUGUUGAAACUCUUUUUAUGGGUUCAGGGCCUUCAGUGCUUCAGGCCAACCACUUUCUCUCCCUGCACCACACUCCAGUCAGACCCUUGGACCUCCCACUGGAACUCAGAAUGAGUUGUUAAACACAAGCAACCACAGAGGUUGGUGCCAGAUCUCCCCUUGGACAUGGAAACGACGACAGCUCUGGAGAACAAUCUGCUCUUUAUCACUGUUAGGAGAAGGACACAAAGUUUGAAGGAGGAAAAACUUGCUUGGUUUGGCUCCAGCUACUUCCUAAACAUGCUUGCAUUUCUCAGGAAGGGCCAUCCAGUUUUUGCAUCCUGGCUGGAAUUCCACAGGUAAAUUUGUCAAGAUGUGCCUUCAGCAGCACAGCACCUGUUCUUGCUCCAAUAUCUGAGUAUUUUCCAAGCCAUAACUGCACCUUCAGCAUCCUCUUCUAUGCUGAUCCUAUCUUUUUAUUGAUUCCCAUUGAUCCCUCUUGGUAUCAAAAGAGAUUUCUAGCAACUUCCCAUAGGCUAGCCGACACCCCCAUUAAAUCUGGUGGAAAACUAGAUGUGGAAAUAACUUGAAAUACUUGAUAUUGGUAAAUUAAAGGUUUCCUUAGGAACCAUACACUUGAAAAACACAGUCUUU
Molecule: messenger RNA, 5429 nt
Organism: Pseudopodoces humilis (Tibetan ground-tit)
Lineage: Eukaryota; Metazoa; Chordata; Aves; Passeriformes; Paridae
Cellular component (GO): Golgi apparatus; Golgi membrane
Source: RefSeq, a predicted model, not a curated record